AAAAAAAAAAAGCUUUCGAUAGAAGCUUUGCCUCUGUCAUCACAUCUGUCUGCCUUUUGCCAUUAGGCGAGCAGUGUAUUUAUUUUUUCAGUCCUUUAUUUGCAAAGGUGCUAGUCGUGCUGUAUUAUUACUCUCCAUGUGUGCACUUAGUUGAGAGCAUAGUACAUUUGUUCUUUACUGAUGAACUAAUGGUUUCUAAUGAGUUGCAGGGUCUUCACUGUUGUAAAAGCCUGUUUUGACCCCAAAUGAUUUGGGCUAGGUCACUAAAAUGCUAGGUGGUGAAAUAACCUAGCAUACUUAUUUGAGCUUGCUUAACCUGUAUGCUUAUUUGAGAGGGGAAAAAAGGAAAAAAUACAGCAGCGGGAAAUUGUUAUUGGUGUUUAUACUCCAAUAGGUUAGUGAAUUCUCAGAAGUGUGAUACCUGAAAAGAGAUUUUAAAAUUGAGUAUUUCUAAAGUAACUUAGGGUUAAAUGGGACUUUCUGGAAACAAUCUAAUAAUUAUGGAAGAGCCUGUGGGAAGCUGGAUACCUGAGAUCUGCUCUGAACCACAUACCACCAUGUGGCCUGGUUUUCAGAAACUGAAUAUACUCCAGGGUUUGUUGCAAAUCCCCUUUAUUGAGAGGUCAGAUGGAAUCUUAACAAAUUACAUAAUGAUACACAACUGUCAUGGAAACGGGUAGUUUCAGCUUUUUGCUCUGGUUCCUUCGUUCUUUCUUUAUUUGUCUGAAUGCACCAUAAUAAUAGUUUUUGAGACUGUACAUAACCAAUUCUAAACUUCUGGGGAAUGUUUUAGUUAUCUGCGAGAUCAACCCAGCUAGUUUUGGUGCAAAUAGAAAAUGAGUAAAGCUUAAUUUCCACUAAAAUCAGAUUAAAGAAGGAUUCUUCAAAUGCUUUCAGUGUAAGCCCUCUACAGCUGUCAGGCUAUCUGUUCUUUUCCUUAGAAAACUGUGUGGUGGCUGCAAAGCUUAUGAAACUGUGAUGUGAGAAGCACAUAGAAAUGGUGUAAUUGAGAAUAGGAUUUUUAGCCUGGCUAUUCCAAACUGUAGGAUUUGUGAUAGCAAUAACUUUAGGGGAAAAAAAAAAAAACCAAAAAACCCAAACCCCCAAUACUGUUACAAAUCCAUAUCUUCCCUCUUUAGUGAAAGCUGUAAGAAUUUACUGUAUGCAUACUCAAAGAUACCUAGGGAAUUCUCAAAAAGCCUGGGAAUGUUUCUUGUGUUGUCAGGGUUGAAAAAAGUCCACUUCUGUCUGUCUUUAGAACAAGCUAUUAAAGUUUCUCUUAACCAAAGAGAGAGGUCAGAGACGAUCAGUACUGCAUAUUCUCUGCCACUUGAGGAAAAUUUAGGAGCCAGGAACUACAUUUAUAAUACUUCACUGCAAGGUAGGGCCAUUUUAUAAAACUAGCAUGUUCAUCUUUAUUUAGGUUUUAAAUCUCAUAAAGACUGCUUGGUUUUAGGAAAAUGCUGGCUUUUUUGCCUUAAAUCUUGUGGAUUUUCAAAGGCUUUUAAAUAUCAGAUAGGAGACAGGCAUUUUAUUUCAUAAUUAAUGACCAAGUUAGAGUUGGACUUGUUUUUAAUAAAGUGAGACUAGGAAGGAGAGGAUGACCUUGCUAACAGAGUAUGAACAAAUAGCUGGAGGACCUAGCUUUUCAUUAGUUUGGUAUUUUAAUGCACUGUCUUUCACAGGUCAAGGAUUCAGCCAGGUACCUUUGGGGGGUGCCAAAACAUUGCAGGUGGAUUUAUCCAUUGAUUUUAGUGGAAUGAAGCGAAGAUAAUUUUGUUCUUAGGCAAUGCUUUCAGUGAAACCAGAUGAAAACAUCCAUUGAUAUAAAUACAAAACCAAGAUCAUGCUUAAUGCUACCCUGAUGUGAUUCCUGACUCAAGAGGGGAAUUUCUGCUCUUCCAAAAGGCUAUGCAGUACUGUAAUGGAAGUAAUAUUUGCAGAGGAUGACUGUGGAUCCCGAGAAGGUUUGCUGGCAGGUGAUUCCUCUAACACCUUGGAAGAUGAGAAGUGACGUUCCUUACCUGUUCUGCACGCCCACACUUGGGUGCAUAAGACUGGUCCUGGCAGAGUUCCUGAUAUAUUUCGUAGAAUUAUUCUGAUGGAUCUGCUAAAUCUAUUCCGGAGCCAAGGGUGGACAACGAGUACAAGGGAAGUGUUGCUUCUUUAAAUGGACAUCUGCUCUUGCGGUAUGGCCCAGAUAUCCAGUAGCAAUGGAUUUAAGCAGCGCUCCUCACCUUCUUUGGCAGCCGCCAGGUCAAAAGAUGUGGACAAAGAGGAGGCGUUGCAGAUGGAAGUUGAGGCAUUGGCUAAGAUGCAGAAAGAAAGAGGUGUAGCUGGUAAUAAACAAACUUUUCAUUCUUUAAGCAGCACCAGACAAAAAGUACAGACUCAUAACAAACAGGACCAUGAUCUCAUGGUGUUUCCAGAGUCUGAUGCCAAGAGCAUGGAAGAUAAACUAAGUACCAUUGACAUAGAGAAGCUUACUCAUGCUGAACUAGAGAAACUGCUGCUGGAUGACAGUUUUGAAUCUAGUAAAGUACCCACAUUACCAGUGACUCCUAUUUUGAGCCCAUCUGUGUCUUCGCAAUUUUAUCUUGGGCCUACAGGUCACAGAAGACAGUGGACGCCUGGGAUACCAGCACCUGUGACAUGCACUUUACCUCCUGUUUACCCCUCAGCUUCUUACACAAAACAGACUGGUGUAUUUCAAAAUGGAUUCCAUCCAAAUAUGUCCUCCUAUUACUCUAGAGAACCUAUUUAUCUUGGUCUUCCAAGACAGUCGCAAUACAUUUCAUACCCAUUGGCAGCUACUGCACCUUUCCAUCCACAAGGAAGCCUACCUAUAUAUCCUCCAGUACUUACACCAGAAAUGGCAAAAGUAUUUGACAAAAUUGCAAGCACCUCAGAAUUUCUGAAAAAUGGGAAGUCAAGCACCGACUUAGAAAUGACUGCUAUAAAGUCUGCAGUUUCUAACCUACCAACCUCGGAAAGCUGUGGGGAUGUUAGUAAGUUUGAUUGGUUAGAUUUGGAUCCCUUAAGUAAACCAAAAGUGGACAGUGUGGAGACUUCAAAUAAGGCAGAGAAUGAUGGAGAGGGGGCUUCAGGUAUGACUGCUGAAGAUCCAUGGGAUGCUGUUCUGUUGGAAGAAAAGUUGUUAGUAACUUGUCAUCUGGAAAGAAAAGUUAAUGGGAAAUCUUCUGGAGCAACAGUUACAAGAAGCCAGUCCUUAAACAUGCGAACAACUCAACUUGCAAAGUUACAGGGCCAAACAUCACAGUUGCAGAAAGACAAUGGGACCACUGGCAUGCUGACAGAAAACGUGCUUCUCCAAGAAAUUGAAGGGCAGAAUCAAGAACUGUCAGCUUUUUCUCAAGCAGUUACAAAAUUGAGGACCAAGUUUCCUUAUGAUAAUCAGCAAACAAAUCCAGGCUUUGUGCUGAGUCCAAUCAUGCUGCAAAGAAAUAUAAGUGGGGAGAGUGCCAGUGUCAAGGUUUCUAUAGAAAUCGAAGAAUUCCAGCAACCAGUAACUUUUACAUGUGAUGUGAGUUCCCCUGUUGAGCUUAUAAUAAUGCAGGCACUUUGCUGGGUACAUGAUGAUUUGAAUGAAGUGGACAUUGGCAGCUAUAUCCUGAAAGUCUGUGGCCAAGAAGAAGUUUUACAGAAUAAGCACUGCGUAGGAAGUCACGAAUAUAUUCAGAACUGUCGGAAGUGGGAUAUAGAAAUCAAACUGCAGCUCUUGACCCAUAGUGUAAUAUGCAGAGAUCUGGCGCGAACAGAAGAUGAUGACAGAACACCCAUACAUCUAACCAAACACCUUUAUAAAGUAGAAAAGCCUUUCAGAGAACCUAUUAUAAGGUCUUCUAUUGAAGAGCUUCUUGAUGUGUAUCACAAGCAAGUUAACAUAGCUCUUAAAAAUGAGAACCAGCAUAAAGCAGUAGAUCACGUAAUUAAGACUGUCAGAAAAAUCUGUUCUACAUUGGACUGUGUAGAGACUCCUGCAAUAACAGAAUCGGUAAAGAAGCUAAGGAGGGCUGUUAAUCUUCCAAGGACUAAAAAUGCUGAGGUAUCCUUAAAAUGUGGUGAUGACACAAGCAAGAACUCAUCUGAUUCACUGCAGCCUGAAAACCCUCUGAAAGUGAGUAUAGACCAGUUAACAAGAGCGGUUUUGGUUGAGCCCCUUCUGCAACUCCACAUGAAUUCAUGUAGCAGUUCUGCAGCAAUUCCUCCAAAAGAUCCUAAGAGCACUAAGGAAGCAUGGACUGCCACAGAGCAUCUCCAGUUCACAAUAUUUGCUGCUCACGGAAUUUCUCCUGGUUGGGUAUCAAAUUAUGAAAAAUACUACUUGAUUUGUUCUCUGACCCAUAAUGGAAAAGAUCUGUUUAAGCCUGUGCAGUCCAAGAAGGUUGGCACAUACAAGAACUUCUUCUACUUGAUUAAAUGGGAUGAACUAAUAAUUUUCCCAAUCCAGAUUUCACAGCUGCCUUUGGAAUCAGUCUUAUGUCUGACUUUGUUUGGAAUUCUAAAUCAAAGUAGUGGGAGUUCUCCUGACUCAAAUAAGCAGAGAAAGGGCCCAGAAAUUUUGGGUCAGGUUUCUCUACCUCUUUUUGAUUUUAGGCGAUUUUUAACUUGUGGGACAAAGCUCUUGCAACUCUGGACCUCAUCACAUCCACACCAUGCAUCGGGGAUGGCCAGUAAGAAAGGAAAUACGGAAAGAAUAGUAUUGCAGAUUGACUUCCCAUCCCAUGCUUUUGAUAUUGAAUAUAAAAUCCCUCAAGCUGCAAAGACUACUGUGCAUCAUUCCAUAGAAACAUUAGAAAAACCAUUGAGAGAACGUCUCCUUGCCAUUCUCUCAAAGGAUAACACUAUUGGGCUAUCAAAAGAAGAUAAAGAAUUUUUGUGGGAAAAGAGACAUUAUUGUCAUAGUCAUACUAGUAGCCUACCAAAAAUAUUGGUUAGCGCCCCUCACUGGGACUGGGGAAGUCUUCCAGAAAUAUAUUCAUUACUUCAGCAGUGGCCUCCUUUAUCACCCUUAGCUGCACUGGAACUACUUGAUUCAAAAUUUGCUGAUCAGGAAGUACGAAAUACAGCUGUGAAUUGGAUAGAGACAUUAAGUGAUGAUGAGUUAACAGAUUUCCUCCCUCAGUUUGUGCAGGCAUUGAAGUAUGAAACCUACCUUGACAGUGCACUUGUCAAAUUUCUUUUGGCUCGGGCACUGGGAAGCAUUCGAAUAGCACACUACCUAUAUUGGCUUCUUAAGGAUACACUGUAUGAUACAAAGUUUGGUGUAAGGUAUGAGCAAAUUCUUGGAGCUUUUCUUUCAGUCUGUGGGAAAAGGCUGAGAGAAGAGCUGGAGAAGCAGACCAGACUAGUGCAGCUUUUUGGAAUGGUAGCAGAAAGAGUAAAGCAAACGAGUGGAUCUGCUCGGCAGGCUGCCUUGCAAAAUGGCAUGGAACGUGUGCAGCUAUUUUUCUUGAAGAACAAGUGCCGUUUGCCUCUCAAUCCCAGUCUUGUGGCAAAAGAGCUAAAUAUUAAGGCAUGUUCUUUCUUCAGCUCCAAUGCAGUACCACUGAAAGUUGCACUGAUAAAUGCAGACCCUCUGGGAGAAGAAAUUAAUGUGAUGUUUAAGGUUGGAGAAGAUCUGAGGCAAGAUAUGUUGGCUUUACAAAUGAUUAAGAUUAUGGAUAAGAUCUGGCUGCAGGAGGGACUGGAUCUACGGAUGGUUAUCUUCAAGUGCCUCUCAACUGGAAAAGACAGAGGCAUGGUAGAGCUUGUUCCUGCUUCAGAUACACUUAGGAAAAUUCAAGUGGAAUACGGAGUGACAGGUUCUUUUAAAGAUAAGCCUCUGGCAGAAUGGUUGCGGAAGUAUAAUCCUACUGAGGAGGAAUAUGAAAAGGCUUCAGAAAACUUCAUUUACUCUUGUGCAGGAUGCUGUGUAGCUACUUAUGUAUUGGGAAUUUGUGACCGCCACAAUGAUAACAUAAUGCUCCGAAACACAGGGCAUAUGUUUCACAUUGACUUUGGAAAAUUUUUGGGUCAUGCGCAAAUGUUUGGUAGCUUUAAAAGGGAUCGAGCUCCUUUUGUGCUGACAUCGGAUAUGGCUUAUGUCAUUAAUGGUGGUGAAAAACCCACUAUUCGCUUUCAGUUGUUCGUGGACCUCUGUUGUCAAGCUUACAAUUUGAUAAGAAAACAUGCAAACCUCUUCCUUAACCUACUUUCACUGAUGCUUUCUUCUGGGCUACCAGAACUAAGUGGGGUUCAGGACUUGAAGUAUGUCCAGGAUGCUCUCCAGCCUCAAACAACAGAUGCAGAAGCUACCAUUUUCUUCACAAGGUUGAUUGAAUCCAGCCUGGGAAGUGUUGCCACGAAGUUUAAUUUCUUCAUUCACAACUUGGCUCAGCUGCGUUUCUCAGGUCUACCUUCGAAUGAUGAACCCAUCCUCUCAUUUUCUGCUAAAACGUAUUCUCUUAAACAAGAUGGCCGAAUCAAACAAGUGUCAGUGUUUACAUAUCAGAAGAGAUAUAACCCAGAUAAACAUUAUAUCUAUGUAGUGAGAGUUUUGAGAGAAGGGCAAGUUGAGCCAACGUUUGUCUUCCGAACAUUUGAUGAGUUCCAGGAGCUCCACAACAAACUUGGCAUUCUCUUUCCUCUUUGGAAGUUACCAGGCUUUCCUAAUAAGAUGGUUCUGGGAAGAACACAUAUAAAAGAUGUAGCAGCUAAAAGAAAAGUGGAGCUUAACAGCUACAUACAGAGCCUGAUGAACAGUUCUUCAGAGGUGGCAGAAUGUGAUCUUGUUUAUACUUUUUUCCAUCCAUUACUUCGUGAUGACAAAGUGGAAGGAAUAGAUGGAAUAGCCAGACCUACAGAUACAAGUCCGUCAAGUCCUACCUCAGGCAAAGUGGGAGGAGAAGUGAAAUUAUCCAUAUCAUAUAGAAAUAGCACUCUGUUUAUUAUGGUGAUGCACAUUAAAGAUCUGGUUACAGAAGAUGGUGCAGAUCCAAAUCCCUAUGUAAAAACAUACCUACUUCCAGAUACGCACAAAACAUCCAAACGCAAAACCAAAAUCUCCCGGAAGACAAGAAAUCCAACUUUUAAUGAAAUGCUUGUGUACAGUGGAUAUAGCAUGGAGACUCUGAAACAGAGAGAACUUCAGUUAAGCGUGCUCAGUGCGGAAUCAUUACGUGAGAAUUUUUUCUUGGGUGGAAUUACACUCUCGCUAAAGGACUUCAACUUGAGCAAGGAGACUGUUAACUGGUAUCGACUAACUGCUGUACCCUAUCUGUGAACUCAUUUUUACGCCUGAGUAAGACCAGAACAAUUGUAUUCACUCAUGCUUUGUGCAUCUUCCUACUUGAAGAGAACUUGUACAUCUUAAAAGAAGGGACUCUGCAUUUCAACAGAAAUGUUGGACCAAUGUUCAUGUAGCCUAAUUUGGAGGAUUUCUAGAAAACCUGGUUUGUGCUUCUGCGGUUAUCAAAGCAUCAAUGUAAAUGUUUAAGAGUUGCAGGUAAAGGAAGGGGUUUUUAAACCAUCCAUGAAAGUGAGAUGAACAGUUUGACUAUGCUGGUUGGCUAAACCAUAACUUAAUCAUUAGGCCUGUGGAUAUAGUGCAUUUUUGCUUUUGAUUUUUGUUACGUGUCGUGUCAUCCACGGCAUGAUGCUGGAGAACAUCAAAGAAAUGACAUAUUUUUAGGAUUACAUUCCCACUGCUAACUAGACAUCACAUAAGCAGUGACGGGUAAAAUUUUGGUGGCUUCACACACAUCUGUAGAAAUGAAGGUUGAAGGGCUGGAAAAAUUCCUUAGCGUUGCAUUUAAUCCCAGAUUUGUGCUUCUCUUAAGACUUACUGGAGUGAGUGCCAAUAAUGGAAGUUGUAAAUAAUGGUGCCUUAUAAUUCAAAUGCUUCUCUUUUACCUCAUUUCUGGUAUUUAAACAUGUAUACAUGCUAACUUUCAGCUCCUUAAAAAGGGGAAACAUUCUUGUAUUUGGUAACUUGCAGGUCCUGCUGGAAGUCUUUUCCUGAGAUGUGUUCUUUACAAAUAACAUCACUAUACUGAUCUUCACGGUUAGUGCAACUUUAUACACAUUUUUUUUCUACCCAUGAUGUCUAAAAAUUGAAUGAAGAUUGGCUGAACGUGGUGCCAUGGGAAAACAUGCCCAGCUUCUCAGUGUUUUGAAAUUUCUAAAUUUCUAGAACUUCUAAAUACUGCAGUGAUUAAGUGUGGAACAGAUUCAAACACUAAAUCCAAAAUGGCAUUUGCACCUAAAUUCCUUACCCAUACCUCCAGGUAAAGGAUGGCCUCUAGUUAAAAAGCACAACUGCUGGAUGAAUUGCAGGCCAGAAGCAAGUUGCAUUAACAGAGCUUUGAGACAGGACCUUGGUUGCUCUAUUUUUAUUUUUUUUUUAACAGUUCACAGCAAUACUGUUUCUCACUCCCAGUAGGAAUUCAUUCCACUAAAAAUACUGAAUUCCCAGGAACAUGAGGUUUUAACUAUAUUGUGACAGUGGAGUACAACGUGGCUUACUGUCUCCUGCUCAUACCACUGGUUGAUUACUUAGCUGUCUCUGCACUACAGGUGUAGCCUUUUCAUUCACCUUACUUGGUGCUGAGGAUGGUCAUGUUCUGCCUAAACAAAGCUAUAGGGUGAAGUUGCACACUUUUUUCUUUAGUACUAAAUCUUGAAGCAAGACAGACUAUCACCACUGACUAGGACUAGAGCGAAAUGUUAAAUACAAUAUGCAACUAUGAACAAAGACACAACAUGGGGAAAGCCUUCUACCUACCCAACACUAAAAACCUAUUUCAUAACCUGAUUUUCCUUCCCCUGCUACUGACCAAUCUCCCUUCAAUACAGAAGAGAGAAGUAAACUUGAAUCUCCUGGUGCCUAAAAUACUCACGGUCCAAUUUUGUAGAAAUUACUACAAUUAAAAAGCUAAGAAUAUCUCGAAUGUUAGAAACUGGGUUGAUACUAAUGGGCGCUAACAAAUCCCAAAUCCCAGUUUUAUUAGGCAUCUUCUGCAUAUUUUUCAUUUAGUAUAUAGCCUGUAAAUAAUAAACUAUAUAACUAACUAGAUAUAUUUCCUGCUCACUUGAUGCUUUUGAGACUUACUCCAUUCCAUCGUUAGAAUCACAAGUCACUUAAACACAGGAAAGUAGACUACUGUUUUUGUGAAACGUUCCUUUGUGAAAUAAAAUGAAAGCAAUAUGUACUGCCUUUUUUGCAGUUUGCUAUUAAAGCACAGUGUCUUACAGCACAAAAUACAAUAAACUAAAAUCAUUUAAAAAAUGAUUUGCAGUUUUAACAGUUGUCUGGACUCUGGAAAAAAAAAAAAUGUAUUGUACUGUAUUACUGUUAGCACUUGUCCUGACUUCUGAUUUAAUCUUCUUCAUAGCUUAACUCAUUUUGUGCCUUUCCCUUCCUUUUCAAAGCAGUCACUGGCUGAAGCUUUUUAUGGUCAUGGUUUUAAUUUUGUUGUGGGACCUGGCCUUGGCCUCUCCUCACCCGUAGAGGAACAGCACCAAGCUUGCACCUCUUUGCACUAUUCUCAAUUAAGAAAAAAGUGAUUGCCGCAAUAAAUGCGAUUGUUGCAAUAAGACUUCAAUGUACUACAUUUAAAAAAAAAAAAAA
Messenger RNA from Egretta garzetta (little egret), 9631 nucleotides. RefSeq names its product phosphatidylinositol-4-phosphate 3-kinase catalytic subunit type 2 alpha (gene PIK3C2A). Gene Ontology annotation, cellular component: plasma membrane; cytoplasm; phosphatidylinositol 3-kinase complex. The record is from RefSeq and is a predicted model, not a curated record. Gene Ontology annotation, biological process: phosphatidylinositol-3-phosphate biosynthetic process; phosphatidylinositol 3-kinase/protein kinase B signal transduction; cell migration. Gene Ontology annotation, molecular function: 1-phosphatidylinositol-3-kinase activity; phosphatidylinositol binding; 1-phosphatidylinositol-4-phosphate 3-kinase activity. The coding region runs from base 2171 to 7285 and encodes 1704 amino acids. Lineage: Eukaryota; Metazoa; Chordata; Aves; Pelecaniformes; Ardeidae. The transcript is spliced from 34 exons.